AUGGCGCGUAAAUCUUCCCUUCUCAAACGAGCCGCGUUCGCCGUUGUCUCCGUCAUCGCCAUCUACGUAAUUCUCAACGCCUCCGUGAGUCGUUCGCUCCCUUCUUCAUCCGAUCUCCCCCGCCAGCUCAUGCGCGAAGAAUUCGAUGAGGGACGAGCUCAGAUUCAGCCUAUGGUUAGGGUUUACAUGUACGAUCUCCCCAGGAGAUUCACUUACGGCGUCAUCGAGCAGCACGCCAUCGUCCGCGGCGGGAUCAAGAAGCCAGUCGAUGACGUCACCAAGCUCAAGUACCCGGGUCACCAGCAUAUGCACGAGUGGUACCUUUUCUCGGAUCUGAACGGACCCGAUGUGGAUCGAUCCGGGUCUCCGAUUGUCCGGGUCUCGGAUCCUGCCGAAGCUGACCUCUUCUACGUCCCGGUGUUCUCUUCCCUCAGCCUAAUCGUGAAUGCGGGCCGCCCCGUCGAAUCCGGAUCCGGUUACAGCGACGAGAAGAUGCAGGACGGGUUGAUAGAUUGGCUCGAGCAUCAAGAGUGGUGGAGGAGGAACGCCGGGCGAGACCACGUGAUUCCCGCCGGAGAUCCGAAUGCCUUGUAUCGGAUCCUGGACCGGGUCAAGAACGCGGUUCUGCUCGUGGCGGAUUUCGGGAGGCUGAGGCCUGAUCAAGGAUCGUUCGUGAAAGAUGUCGUCAUACCUUACUCUCACAGGGUCAAUCUCUUCAAUGGCGAAAUCGGAGUAGAGUCUCGCAACACAUUGCUCUUCUUCAUGGGCAAUCGAUAUCGCAAAGACGGUGGAAAAGUUCGUGAUUUGUUAUUCCAAGUUCUUGAAAAGGAAGAAGAUGUGACGAUAAAACAUGGAACACAAUCCAGAGAGAACCGAAGAGCUGCUACGAAAGGAAUGCAUACGUCAAAGUUCUGUCUAAAUCCUGCCGGUGACACACCGUCCGCUUGCAGACUCUUUGACUCCAUAGUCAGUUUGUGUGUGCCUGUGAUUGUCAGCGAUAGCAUUGAGCUACCUUUCGAAGAUGUUAUAGACUACAGAAAGUUUUCGAUUUUUGUUGAGGCUAACGCGGCUCUGAAGCCUGGAUCUUUGGUUAAGAUGCUGAGGAAAAUCAAAACUGAGAAGAUACUGGAGUAUCAGAGAGAGAUGAAAUCGGUAAGAAGGUAUUUUGACUAUGAGAACCCAAAUGGAGCAGUGAAAGAGAUAUGGCGCCAAGUCUCUCAGAAGCUACCGCUCAUCAAGCUAAUGAGUAACCGCGACAAACGCCUCGUCACAAGAAACGCAACGGAACCAAACUGCUCAUGUUUAUGCACUAACCAAACUGGUCUCGUCACUUCCAUAUAA
Molecule: messenger RNA, 1341 nt
Organism: Microthlaspi erraticum
Lineage: Eukaryota; Viridiplantae; Streptophyta; Magnoliopsida; Brassicales; Brassicaceae
Source: the annotation of a GenBank genome assembly